UGGCGCGCCUGCGCUUUGAGCCCCUCCUAUUUUCUAAAAGGAAAAAAAAACGAGGAAAAUGGCUGCCUUUCUCAUUUAAACCUCUGUCCUAGAAGAAUAAAUAAAUAUCAAAUACCCGGCGCAUAAUGUCAUCCAGGAUCAAGUUAAUAUCCAUGGAAUAUAAGGCGUAGAAUACAUGCGUUUUUAUGAUGUUAUGGCGGUCAAGAAUGGAAAAUCUGUUUCAUAUUUAACCCUUUGCAUUCUAUGAUCCGCCUACAAAUGAGAAAAUGAUGCACCAAGUCACUAGCAGCAGCAAUGACUAUUGCAUGAGUGGCCUUGCAGAGGAAUGUCAACACCCAACCAGCCACUUUGACUUAUGUAGCUCGCAAUCCAACAAAUUCUACCCUUCGCCCCCACCCCCUGCUCUACAGCUGCCCCACCCAAACCUGCACAAGCCCAUGCCCUGUCAAAUGCAACCAGAGACCCAGAAUGAGUUUCACCCUCAGGCAGUGAGGAUCCGAGGGUCCAGUGAGGCCCUAACUGGGACAGAGAGCUCCAAGAAAAAGAAAGGAGGCGUCGUCAAGUCCGGCCGUAGAGGGAGACCCUCGGGGACCACUAAGUCAGCCGGUUACCGGACAAGCACCGGACGUCCGUUGGGGACCACGAAAGCUGCGGGGUUCAAGACCAGUCCCGGCAGGCCCUUGGGUACGACCAAAGCGGCGGGCUACAAGGUUAGCCCUGGCAGGCCUCCUGGUAGCAUCAAGACUCUGGCUCGGCUCAAGAAACUGGAGUACGGGAGCUGUGAUGGUACCAAGAAACUAGGCUUCAGUAACUGCGUCGGCGGAGCCAAGAAACUGGACUAUGCCAGCUUCGAAGUGGCACCUUUCCCUUACACCCUGAUGCAGAAACGAGGCUUGCGUGAGCCUACUGGCAAAGUGGAGGAAACUAACAAGUAGUUCUUCCUGCGUCUCGUAUCUAUUGCCUGGAAAUCAUAUUUGAGUGCUUGUCCUAAAGGGUGUUGAUGACCAGCAGGGACUCAUGUAGCCAAAAUAUGGGUUGACUUUUGGAUAUGUCUGGCACUGGUUACUAACGGAUGGCUCCUCCUCUCUUCAAUGUACUCUGCUGAUAUCGUCACCAUUUACUCUGUCCCUAUCCAAAGACUGAAAUCGCUCUCUUUUUUUCAAUAAGUUUGUUAUCUUAUUUUACAGAAAUUGCAUGAUAAGGCAUAUAAUAAAUACAAUCAAUAUACUUUAGCUAAACAGGAAUGAGAGAAAUAGCCUACUAUUCGUCAUUAUCUGGUCAAAUGAUCGCUGUCUGGAGAAGGGUUGAUGUUUUGUUUAAAUGUUUAAAUAUUUGACUUUCAUUCAUCUGUUUAUUUCAUGCUCUGAUAUAAUGUGCUUUUAUCAUUAGUAGUUUGCUUGUCCUCCUGAUGUUUUCCACAUUGAAAAUGCAUCUGAGUAGAAAACAACACAAAACACACUAGCAAAACAUGAAUCUUAGUAGGAAACAACACAAAACACACUAGCAAAACAUGAAUCUUAGUAGGAAACAACACAAAACACACUAGCAAAACAUGAAUCUUAGUAGGAAACAACACAAAACACACUAGCAAAACAUGAAUCUUAGUAGGAAACAACACAAAACACACUAGCAAAACAUGAAUCUUAGUAGGAAACAACACAAAACACACUAGCAAAACAUUAAUCUUAAGCUUCUCCCAGAGUUCAUGUGGCAGUGUUUGUGUCUUUUUGUGUUGUAUGGUAUGACAUAUUUUUUAUUUGUAUUUAUACAUAGCAUAUUUAUACACAGGAUUUCAUGCAAUAUAACAUUGUUACGACACGUUUUUUGAAAUUUUGCUUGAACUUUUGGGCCUCCCGGGUGGCGCAGCGGUCUAAGGCACUCCAUCGCAGUGCUAGAUACGUCACUUCAGACCUGAGUUCGAUUCCACGCUGUAUCAUAACCGGCCGUGAUCGGGAGUCCCAUAGGGCGGUGCACAAUUGGCCCAGCGUCGUCCAGGUUAGGGGAGGUUUUGGCCAGGGUAGGCCGUCAUUGUAAAUAAGAAUUUGUUCUUAACGGACUUGCCUAGUUAAAUAAAGGUUACAAAAAAUUAAAAAUAAACUGACACGAACACAGUGCAUCUGAAAACCUCUCAUAAUGCUUAUUUGACGACAAAGGAAUUGUUAUUUCUAACCUUUUGUGAAUAUGAAUGGUUUUGUCUUCUCAAUGUACUGUAUUAUCCUUUAUUCUUUGUUCUCACAAGUUAACUAUCAAUCGAUAAAAGCAAACCCAGAAUGGUGUUGACUAGGAACGAUCCUUUUUAACCAACGGAGAAAAUGCUAUGUGGUGGAGUAUGUGUAACGAUAAGAUAGUUUUCUGUAUGUAUGACCAAAAAUUAAAGUGAAAUGGCCAUUCCAAAAUGA
Salmo salar (Atlantic salmon) is the source of this 2399-nucleotide messenger RNA. RefSeq lists its product as uncharacterized. The record is from RefSeq and is a predicted model, not a curated record. Lineage: Eukaryota; Metazoa; Chordata; Actinopteri; Salmoniformes; Salmonidae.